Messenger RNA from Homalodisca vitripennis (glassy-winged sharpshooter), 1456 nucleotides. Its product is annotated as calphotin-like. The record is from RefSeq and is a predicted model, not a curated record. The coding region runs from base 94 to 1347 and encodes 417 amino acids. The transcript has 2 exons. Lineage: Eukaryota; Metazoa; Arthropoda; Insecta; Hemiptera; Cicadellidae.
CCCUAUCUGUCCGGUCGAAUAUCAACACACGAUUAUACCGUACAUAUAGCCCCACUGGACCGAUCAUCAGGUACAGGUCUUCCUUCGCCGACCAUGGCAGUUCUGGUUCUGACUCUGGCUCUCGCCAUUGCCCAGGUGGCUUACGGCAAAUACUGUGGAUGUUUCAAUCCAAAUCCAAACCCUUUUCCUAUCCCACCUUACACUCCUACUCCUGUGGUGCCUCCUUACACUCCUCCCACUCCUGUGGUGCCCCCUUACACUCCUAGUCCUGUGGUGCCUCCGUUCGUCCCAUCGCCAAUCGUACCCCCUGGCUUCGAGGAGGGUUGCUGUCCGGGUCAAGUGAUCGAGCAGAAAACCGUGGUGAACAAGAACGUCAAUGUACCCUACACAUACUCAGUCCCCGUUUACUCCCAGAAGUGCAACAAGAGAACUAGUGUCCAACGCACCGUAGUACCUAAGAGCUCUUCUACCGACCAGUGCCAAGUCCAGGAGACGACCUCAGUCACACCCACCACGAACAACGAAGUGGCCGAGCAAGCACUUUGUAAGAAGGCAUGUACCACCAAUGAGUACGUGAUCCAAAUCCCUGUUGUCGAGACCGUCUGCCAGAACACUCCUUUCUGCAAGAAGACAUCUCGCUCUCAGGACAACGUUAUAACAUCCGUCGCCAAGAAACUCUCUUGCGCUAGAAAGACCUGCUCACAGGAGCAAGUAACCACCACCCCCACCACAGAAACUGUAUGCCAGAAGUACCAAUCCCUAGUGCCCAAGGUCGGAACCAGGACUGUAGUAAAGCCCGAAGUCGUCAAGAAAUGCGUUCAGCUUCCGCCCUACAAGUGUCUCAAGCCCGUUGGUCCUAGCCCUGCUCCAGUCCCACUCCCAGGCCCACUCCCCUAUUACGUAGCUGAGGCCGAAGCUGCUGCCGCCGCUUCUGCUGCAAAUGCAGGUUACUUUACCGGAUAUACUCCCUCUUCUGCCGUCUCUGCUGAAGUUGCCGCUGCCGAAGCUGCUGCUGCCGCAGGUUACUUUACCGGAUAUACUCCCUCUUCUGCUGUCUCUGCCGAAGUUGCCGCCGCCGAAGCUGCUGCUGCCGCAGGUUACUUUACCGGAUAUACUCCCUCUUCUGCUGUCUCUGCCGAAGUUGCCGCUGCCGCUGAGGCUGCCGCCGUUGCCGAAGCUACUGCGGCUUCUGGAGCCUUGGUUGCAGCUGAAGCUGCGGCUGCUGCUAGUGCUGAAGCUGCUGCCAAUGCUGCUGCUAGCGCUGAAGCUGCUGCCCAUCUCAGUCACGGUGCCGUCUACCUGCCCAGCACGUCUAAACCAACACCUUGUCUUUGCGCCUGCGGUUAGGUUAACCUUUGAAAAAAAAAAUAAAAACACCCAAAAACAUAAGAAACAUGAUACAGUACUAAAAUACUCACUGUUUCUAAGUGCUAAAUAAAUCGAGUGCCUAUUAUAA